UGGUCAUUCAAACGGUGAACUGAAAAUGUCCCGUACAAUGAUGAUGAAUCAGGUACUAAAAUUAUACUCAAAUCUGGGGAAACACAUGACUUGGAGUAUAAAAUGCCACGAUUUUGUCGUCUAUCAAGUAUUGAGGUUCUCCGAAUUUCAGAGUAACAAUGUAUCUGCGCGGGAUCGCUGUAUGCCUUGUACUGACCAUGUUGGUCCUGGAGCUCGCAGAAGCGAAGGGCGAGGGGAGAAGACGAAAAGCGGGACGCAAGAAAGACCGCAAGAAGACGGAGCAGGAUGAAGACAUGAAUCCUGCUGAGCUGAUGUGUAAAAUUUACCAAGAGGAGAAGGACCCGCUGGCUGGCUUCCACACAGCAGCAAACGAUUCCAAUGACAAAUACAAAAAAGCUCUUCAAGAGGUCGUGAAGAUUCGGCCGAGAGACUUCAGGAGACGGAAAGAUUCCCUGAUGAUCAACAAAGCUGACAUGAACGGCACGGAUCCAUUCCAGAGAAUGGAGCUGAUGACAGAGGAAAUGGGGGUCGCCGCAAAAGUUCUAGGCAUUCUGGAAAAGAGUCCUAUCGUCACCGACAACACAGAGAUGAAAACGGACCUGGGCAAGCUUGUUGAGUCGCUGCAGAAGAGAAAGAGCUCCCUCAGCAUUCACCUCGAUAACAUCUCUGACGCCCUGGAGAAAACAGCAGCCGAGUGCUUCUCAUUCGUGCCUUCCCUGAGCCAGGAGGAAUACGAUGGUCUUCAGAGUCGGUACAAGAGGAAGAUGAGAAAAGUCGUCAGGAAGCUGAAGCGAAGUGUGAAGAAGCCUUUUGAGAAGCUACGCGGCAAAGCUCGCAAGAAGUUCGGCGUCUUACACAUGGGGCUCCUGGACGACAUCACCAAGCUGGUCCACGGAUCACGUGGCUUUGACGUCAUAUCCACACUGGAGACGUUCCGAACCACCGCAAGGGAAGUCGGGAAGUGUUACGGGAAAGGCGUUCCCUGUCCGAAGUAGUAGACAUGUUCAAAUGUCAAGAAACCAAAACAGUGAAAUUUUACAUGUCGCGAAAAUGUCAACACAGUCAUAGCCAUAGUAUAUUAGAUGGGGAAGUACAGCUCUAGAUGCAACCGUUGAGAAAACGUUGAGCGUUCAAAAAUGAUAAAGAUCUCUCAACGCUUUUUCAGCGAGCGCCGAAUAAUCUCCCUGGUCUGUCAAUGAUAUUGAUGACCAAUAAUUUUUGGUCGCUCGUCGGUUGUCCAGCGGUGAUCAUCCUGUGGAAAUGGGGCAAAAUUUGACGUUUGCCAAAACAUUACCCGGCAUCCUUUGCUACUGGCGUAUUAACCACUCUCGGUAGGAGAUUAGAUGUGAAAAAGCCAAUGACUGAUAAACAUUUAAACCACGCACACUUCGCAUACAGGUGGGUGGGCGUAUUCAAGACGUAUAAAGGAUAUGUAACGUUACAUGUACAUGUAUACUUUUGCAGACUGUGUUGUGAGUGAUAGCGACAUUGGACAGAAAGUACCCAAUAUUUGGAUAUAUAGUGACACCGUUUAAUGGUGAUAAAGAUAAUUUCAUAUAACGCACACUUCGUGAUGGUAAAUAGGAAAUCCUACAUGUUAGUUAAAUGUUUAAGACCAAGGAGCUGAUAGAUUAUACCAGCUUAAAAUAAAGAGAUGAGAUCGAACAAAAUAAGCUCUCUGUAGUGCCUUAAGGUAGCAUCCGCCUUCUUUCAUCUUUCUCAGUCACUGAUAAAUGAUAGCGGAUGUUCUCUGAGACUAGAGAAUUUAUUCAGUUGUUUGAUUCACUUUAUAUUACAUGUGUACCCAAUGUUCUACCCGGAUGUCUAACUUUCAUCGACGUAAUCUGAUAAGAGGUUUUGUCCAUAUGGAGGAAGCGGUGCUAGUAAAAUAGUUUGAAGAGCAUGGUGUGCUAAGGAAUAAGAAAACCAUUGAGUGUUUUG
This is a messenger RNA of Branchiostoma belcheri (Belcher's lancelet), 1941 nucleotides long. RefSeq lists its product as uncharacterized. NCBI's taxonomy places the organism in Eukaryota, Metazoa, Chordata, Leptocardii, Amphioxiformes, Branchiostomatidae. The record is from RefSeq and is a predicted model, not a curated record. The transcript is spliced from 6 exons. The coding region runs from base 159 to 995 and encodes 278 amino acids.